AGUGAGCUAAGCGAGUUCAACCAAGCGGUAACUUAUGAUAGUUCGGGUUUCAAAGGUGUCCCAAAAUGUGGUGGACGGACAGUUAGACCACCUCGGUGACACUUUUAAGAACAUUGUCUAAGGACACGGAGAGUGUUACCGGAAAGCCCAAUGAGCUACACGGAACUGGAGCCGCUAAAGAGAGGGCUGUAAGCAACUGCAGCGACUGGCUCUGGAGCUGCUGCCGCCUCUGGCUCGCGAGAUUAUAACGUCAUUGUGAAAAAAAAACCGGCGUGCACCGCAGCGAGCCAGGUGGCUGUAAUCUCAACUAUUUUCACUCUAUUGCUUCAGGUCAAACUCCUCCUUUCAGGACAACCUUCCACUCUUGAGCCUGUUUUUCUUUUUCAGUUUCUGUUUCGUUUCCACAAAGAACCAAAAAGAGAAGCGUAUCCUUGAAGGAACAUGAAACUCCAUCACUGACAGGCGAUGAGAUUCUCAACUGCAAUGGGAGAAAACACUUCCAACUCCCCAUCAGCUUCUGAAAAUCAGGUUGGUACAGGACAGUCAGCACCGUACAGGACCUGGCUGACUUAUUCUACACUGCUACCAUGCUUUGUUCUAAUGGCAGCGAUUGGGUUACAGACUUUCAAGCAACAGAACAGCUCUGUGAGUGACAAAGCGCAAGACUUAACCGGUGAGCUUCGGAUCCUGAUGAUUGGAAAGACGGGUGUGGGCAAGAGUGCGACAGGAAACACCAUCCUGCGUGAAAAUGCCUUCAAAUCUGAGCUCUCCUCUUCCUCUGUAACCUCACAGUGUGAAAAAGUCAGCGGCAAUGUGAACAAAAGAAAAGUCACUGUUAUUGACUCUCCAGGUCUGUUUGAUACUGAGUUAACUGUGGAUGAGGUUGUUAAUCGGAUUAAACUGUGCAUUCCGCUGUCUGCUCCAGGUCCACAUGUCUUUCUAGUCGUGAUUCAGGUAGGUAGAUUUACAGAGGAAGAGAGAAAAACUGUUGAGAUAUUUCAAGCCAUUUUCGGCCAGGAGUCCUCCAGGUACACCAUGGUGCUGUUCACCCAUGGAGAUCAACUUGGGAAGCAGAAUAUUCAUCAUUUUGUACGAAACAACUCAAAUCUUUUGGAUUUCAUCAAGAAGUGCAACGGCCGAUAUCACAUGUUCAAUAACAAAGAUCAGGAACCGGACCAAGUCCUUCAGCUUCUGGACCAGAUUGAUAAGAUGGUCACUGGAAAUGGUGGAGAACACUACACCACAGGGAUGCUAGAGGAGGCUGAGAGAAUUAAAAAAAAAAUGCUUCGGAUCCUGAUGAUUGGAAAGACGGGUGUGGGCAAAAGUGCGACAGGAAACACCAUCCUGCGUGAAAAUGCCUUCAAAUCUGAGCUCUCCUCUUCCUCUGUAACCUCACAGUGUGAAAAAGUCAGCGGCAAUGUGAACGAAAGAAAAGUCACUGUUAUUGACUCUCCAGGUCUGUUUGAUACUGAGUUAACUGUGGAUGAGGUUGUUAAUCGGAUUAAACUGUGCAUUCCGCUGUCUGCUCCAGGUCCACAUGUCUUUCUAGUCGUGAUUCAGGUAGGUAGAUUUACAGAGGAAGAGAGAAAAACUGUUGAGAUAUUUCAAGCCAUUUUCGGCCAGGAGUCCUCCAGGUACACCAUGGUGCUGUUCACCCAUGUAGAUCAACUUGGGAAGCAGAAUAUUCAUCAUUUUGUACGAAACAACUCAAAUCUUUUGGAUUUCAUCAAGAAGUGCAACGGCCGAUAUCACAUGUUCAAUAACAAAGAUCAGGAUCCGGACCAAGUCCUUCAGCUUCUGGACCAGAUUGAUAAGAUGGUCACUGGAAAUGGUGGAGAACACUACACCACAGGGAUGCUACAAGAGGCUGAGAGAGCGUUAACCGGUGAGCUUCGGAUCCUGAUGAUUGGAAAGACGGGUGUGGGCAAGAGUGCGACAGGAAACACCAUCCUGCGUGAAAAUGCCUUCAAAUCUGAGCUCUCCUCUUCCUCUGUAACCUCACAGUGUGAAAAAGUCAGCGGCAAUGUGAACGAAAGAAAAGUCACUGUUAUUGACUCUCCAGGUCUGUUUGAUACUGAGUUAACUGUGGAUGAGGUUGUUAAUCGGAUUAAACUGUGCAUUCCGCUGUCUGCUCCAGGUCCACAUGUCUUUCUAGUCGUGAUUCAGGUAGGUAGAUUUACAGAGGAAGAGAGAAAAACUGUUGAGAUAUUUCAAGCCAUUUUCGGCCAGGAGUCCUCCAGGUACACCAUGGUGCUGUUCACCCAUGGAGAUCAACUUGGGAAGCAGAAUAUUCAUCAUUUUGUACGAAACAACUCAAAUCUUUUGGACUUCAUCAAGAAGUGCAACGGCCGAUAUCACAUGUUCAAUAACAAAGAUCAGGAUCCGGACCAAGUCCUUCAGCUUCUGGACCAGAUUGAUAAGAUGGUCACUGGAAAUGGUGGAGAACACUACACCACAGGGAUGCUAGAGGAGGCUGAGAGAGCGAUAGAAGCAGAGAAACAGAGGAUCUUGAAAGAGAAUGAAGCACAGAGACAGGAAGAGAUAGAAAAACUGAGAGCACAGUUAGAAGGGGAAAGGUUGGAAAGGGCGAUAGAAAUUAUAAUGGAGAAACAGGCAAGAAUGGCAAGGUAUGAAGCUGAAAGAAGCAGCUCUGUGUUUACCCGCUUUGGUCAAUUUGUAUAUAAGAUUGUCCGUAUGUUCUUUUAAAUAUGAUUUUAAGAGAAAGAUCUGAAGGAAAAGUUUGAGACUUUUUACUGCCAAUAACAUGUUUGUGGUAAUUCUGUCUAGUGCAUCAAGAUGCAGUUCAACUCUGGUGCAGUAUUACAUAAAAAUACAAUGUAACACACAUGAAAGAAACAGUGUACAAUAUGAAAUGUACAAAAUAUUGUGUUGGACAUAUUUGAAAAAUUUGACAUCAUAUAGUACAGAGGAAUCAUGAAAAAUCACGCAGUAAUUGUAUCUGUGCAUUGGUACAAAGGCUGGACAUGUAAUGAACAGAAUAUAUUGAUGUUCACAGAAGUUUUUUAACCUUAUAUACUCUCCAUGAGAGUUUAUUAACCUUGUGAAGGUUAAUAAAGAGUGAAAUGAAGGAAGAGGUAUUCCGGUUGUCUUUGAAGCUUCACCCGCAAUACCUUGCAAAUUAUUAUGAGUUUGAAUAUUUGUACUUCUGUACAAACUGUAACAGACGAUGUAAGAACACUGUUCAUCCUGGAUGAAUAAAAUUUUACAGUAAUCUUCUUA
Pygocentrus nattereri (red-bellied piranha) is the source of this 3240-nucleotide messenger RNA. RefSeq names its product GTPase IMAP family member 8-like. The transcript has 7 exons. The coding region runs from base 466 to 2706 and encodes 746 amino acids. Gene Ontology annotation, molecular function: GTP binding. Lineage: Eukaryota; Metazoa; Chordata; Actinopteri; Characiformes; Serrasalmidae. The record is from RefSeq and is a predicted model, not a curated record.